Molecule: messenger RNA, 1457 nt
Organism: Heterocephalus glaber (naked mole-rat)
Lineage: Eukaryota; Metazoa; Chordata; Mammalia; Rodentia; Bathyergidae
Gene: Dmac2l
Product: distal membrane arm assembly component 2 like
Source: RefSeq, a predicted model, not a curated record
GACGCACGGGCGCUCGCUCGCUCCCGGCGACGCCAUUUUCACAGCUGCAAAUCUUUUACAAGGGAGAAAACCCAGGAUCAGAGAAGUGGAGUUACUUGGCCAGACUUUCCCAGCUGCCCUUGGAGUUCCUUGUUGUGCUCUGGUGACCCUGUGAGCAACAUUAUCAUCAGUAGACCUUUCAUGACUCCUCUCUCUUUCUGGAUGUAGGCAUCUCAGAACAUGGCUUCCUGGAUCAUUACAAUUUGUCAUUUUGAUACUGGAGAUAGAUUGGGAGUGCAACUGGUUUGAGCAAAUUUGUAGUUCUGCUGCCUGAACAGACACUAGGUGGCAACAGUGCAACUCCAAUUGGGGUUUGAACAAUGGAACUAAAUGCUGGAAGGAGCCUUAGACAUUGGAGUCCAAGCCCUACUGUUUGCAAGAAAAAGAGAAACAGAAAAACCAAGAACUAGAGACAGGAGUGACUUGCUCAACCAUUGUUGAGUGCCAAGUGACUCAUCAGCUCUUUUGGCACAAAAGCAUCAACCGUGAAGUUGUGGAAUUAAGUUGCUGUUGCUAUAUGUGUGGAACUCUGGCUGCCAGCUGAAGAUCUAAUGUGAGCACUGUUUUGUGUGUCUAGAUCAAAUGAUGCUGUUUGGAAAAGUUUCCCAGCAGUUGUGUGGCUUAAAGAAACUCCCAUGGUCAUGUGAAUCCAGAUACUUCUGGGGCUGGCUGAAUACAGUGUUUAAUAAAGUGGAUUAUGAACGCAUCAAGGCUGUCGGCCCUGACAGGGCAGCUUCUGAGUGGCUGCUGCGCUGUGGGGCCACAGUCCGGUACUGUGGCCAGGAGAGGUGGCAGAAGGACUACAACCACCUCCCAACGGGCCCCCUGGACAAAUACAAGAUUCAAGCAAUCGAUGCGACGGACUCUUGUAUCAUGAACAUUGGAUUUGAUCACAUGGAGGGCCUAGAACAUGUUGAAAAAAUAAGAUUAUGCAAGUGUCAUUAUAUUGAAGAUACGUGUUUGCAGAGGCUUGGUCAACUUGAAAAAUUACAGAAAAGCCUAUUGGAAAUGGAAAUAAUUUCCUGUGGGAACAUCACAGACAGGGGCAUCAUUGCUUUGCGUCAUUUAAGAAACCUCAAGUAUUUGUUGUUAAGAGAUCUUCCUGGAGUAAGAGAAAAAGAAAAUCUUGUCCAAGUUUUUAAGACAACACUGCCUUCUCUUGAAUUAAAAUUACAAUUAAAGUAAAAUAAUGAAGUUUUAUUUCAGUAUGAAGGAUCAUUUGAAAUUUUUGGCCCUAGAAGGUAGCAAAUAUAUUAUAUAAUCAUCAACAGAAUUGUAACAGUGUGCUAUCAUGGCAUUUUAGAAGUGGAGAAAAUAAUUUUCAUAUGUAGAAAAUAAAUGUUCAGACGUGACUCACUAAAGUUACUAAGUUGGAAGUGAGAAAUUAUGUAAUUAAAUCAUUUUAAGAAAAAUGCAAA